Xylona heveae TC161 is the source of this 1457-nucleotide messenger RNA. RefSeq lists its product as hypothetical. The record is from RefSeq and is a predicted model, not a curated record. The coding region runs from base 266 to 1225 and encodes 319 amino acids. Gene Ontology annotation, biological process: RNA processing. NCBI's taxonomy places the organism in Eukaryota, Fungi, Ascomycota, Xylonomycetes, Xylonales, Xylonaceae. The transcript is spliced from 2 exons.
CAACCAUAAACCAUCAACUUCUUAAAGAAUCGGACUAAACUCCAGUAAAAGGAAACCCUCGUCGGACCUUUAUAAACGAAUUGCUCCAAGUGCCGCUCGUAAUCUUAUUUGAGUUUUCCAGCUUAUUCAAUCUGAACGCCGCUGCAACGAGUACAUCUAAUCUCGACACUGAGGUGGGACGGAGAGUCGCAUCUACGCCGCUGCUCUUUUAUCCUACCUUCUAAAUACCUUGACUAGUUUGCUUUAGACUUCGGCGAUAGCCAAGAUGGUAAAAGAGCGCUCUGUCAACCCGGCGCAAGCACAGCGCAAGCUCGAAAAGCAAAAGGCCUUGAAGAAAAGCAAAGCCGAGCAGCAAACGCGCCGAAAUGAGAAGCUCGCCCGCCGAAAUCCCGGUCGCAUGCAGCGACAAAUCGAUGAACUGAAAGCCGCAGAAGAGUCUCGCCCGCUGUCGACACGAGAUAAGAGCGUGCUUGAAGAGCUCGAAAGGGAUCUACGUGCUGUACUCAAGGCGCGGGAAGCGCUUGGUGACAAAGCUCCACAAUUCUCUUCAUCACAUCACCACGAUGGCGGCGGCGGCGGCGGCGGUACAGGUCGAGGAGGACACGGUCAACGAGGUGGCCGAGGCGGAGGAUCAUAUCUGGGCAAGCGGCGGAGAGGCAGCGACGAUGGAGACAGCAGCGAUAGCGAAGAAACCGACGAAGAAGUUCGCAGAAUACCUAUGCCGCGAGACUCGCCGCCGCCAAUCCCGCCGCGAAGAAGACACAACAAGAAUGCGAAUAUGAUUCCCUUGGGAGGAGGAGCAGGAGAAGGGGGAGGCCGAGGAGAGCGGGUUCCCCAUGCUCUGCCGCAAAAGCCGCAGGUACAGGCGCCGGCACAAACGGUGUACGAGUCGAAACCUGUGGUCCGAGAUUUGCGCAAGGAGGCCAUUUCAGCAUUCGUCCCUGCAGCUGUGCAGCGGAAACUGGGUCUCCAAAAGGGCGAAGGCGGGAGAUUAUUAGAACCCGAAGAGGCAGACCGCUUGGAGAGAGAAGGAUAUGGACAAAAGGAAGCAGAAACAUCUUCUACAUCAGCAUCACCAUUACCCCCGUCGGCUGUAUCCGCGCAGCUGGGUCCUGGUGGUGCAACAUCCGAGGAUGAGAUAGCGCGUCUCCAGGCCGAGCAAGAGCGGUUCGAGCGUGAGCUUAGGACUGUGCAGGUCGAGGAGGUCGAAGACGAGGAUUUGUAACGUCCUAUCCUUUAUUGUUUACGUCUAAGCGUGGAAACGUUGCGCUCUCAUCAUAUUAUUUUCCAUUUACCACUCCCAUUUCCCAUCCCCCAUAUUCUCACGUUGCUCCGAGUCUUAUACCUGGCGUUUUUCUUCUCUCUUUUGCUUAUGAGAAAUCGUUUCCAUGUAUUUAAAACACUCUCUCUCCCUAUUGUACUCUCGUACAAUUUCAAAAACAAAUAAUCCAUCCUCC